AUGCCCGGCGAAGCUUGGGCGCUGGCGGUGGCGCUGGUGCUCCUGGCCCGGGCGCAAGAAUGCUCUCCUGGGGGCCACAGGUUUCUUCAGAGUCCUUACAGAAGUAUCCAUUUUGACUCGAUGCACCUCCAGCAGUCUGCUGCUCAAGAGAUGAUAUGUGAUCAUUCCCUUUCUUCUGGAUGGUAUCGAUUUCUCCUCUUUGACAGACCUGCUGAGAUGCCAACUAAAUGUGUUGAGAUAUUCUGUAGUGCAUCCAUCUUUUUCUUGGAGAAACCACAUAUACAAAGUUUAGCCAUCGAAAGCCAGGAAUUUUAUGCGGGCAUAAAGUUACAACCUGAAUUGAGUACUAUAUCAGAAGAUGGGAAAGAAUACCAGCUGAGGAUAGAGAGUACAAUUCCUAUUGUUUGUUCUGAAUUUAGUGAGCUUGAUCAAGAAUGCAAAAUCUCAUUAAAGCUGAAAACUGUUGAUCAAGGUAAAGAACACCCUGGCGUAAACUUGGCACUGUCUUCCUGCAAUGUGGACCUCCACCAGACAACAUCCUGUGCCAACGGCACCUGUGGCCAAGCUUCCCUGUAUUACAUCGCUGUCUCAGAUUUUUCACAAGAUGGAGACAGAGUUACGAACAUUGUUGUAGAACCUAUAGUGAAUAAGGAUUUCCUGUGGAACAGCUAUAUUCCAGACAGCAUCCAGAUCAGAGUCAAGGAUGUCCCAACAGCUUACUGCUAUUCGUUUACUGAUCCACAUAUAAUUACCUUUGAUGGCAGGGUAUAUGAUAAUUUCAAGACUGGAACAUUUGUACUUUACAAGAGUACAACACGUGAUUUUGAAGUCCAUGUGCGUCAAUGGGACUGUGGAAGCCUUCACUACCCUGCGUCAUGUAACUGUGGGUUUGUGGCCAAAGAAGGAGGAGAUGUCGUUACUUUCGAUAUGUGCAGUGGUCAGCUACAUGAAUUACGACCAUAUUUAUUUGUAAAGAGCCAAGAUGCAUCCAGCAAUAUCAAGAUAAGUGAAUCUUAUUUAGGACGAAAAGUCACAAUUUCAUUUUCUUCUGGAGCAUUUAUUCGUGCUGACUUGAGUGAAUGGGGCAUGAGUUUAACCAUUAGGGCAUCCAGUUCAGAUUACAAAAACACUUUAGGACUCUGUGGAACCUUUGAUGAGAACCCAGAAAAUGAUUUCCAUGAUAAAAAUGGGAUCAAAAUUGACCAACAUUUUAAUAAUUGUGCUGCUUUUAUUAAUGAAUGGAGGAUUUUACCAGGGAGAAGCAUGUUUGACAAGAUGCCAAUUUCUCAGACUUUGCCUGCAAAACUAUCCUAUUGUAGCUGCUCAAUGGAUACCGCCUCCAGGUACCCGUUUUCUAAUCAUCUGGAUGGUGUUCCUCAACCAGAAAUUGCUUCAGAUUGCAAAGACCUCAAACAUGUCAGAUUCUCUUCUUUGAUACCAGAACUAGAUGUCACCUCUGAAUAUAUUAAUUCAGAAGCUCUGGUUGGGACGAUAAACAAGCAUACAUCUAGAGAAGAAAAUAAUUUGAAUUUCUUACUGCAAGGAAAGAAGUACAUAGACCUCACCAAACGGGACGUACAUUUACAAUAUCCUGGGAAUGAAAAACAAGAUGCACCAAAAUAUUCAGACAAGGAGAAACAUAAGCAGGACCAGGGUCGCCACAGCCAACAAAUGAGGUGGAAUCCACAAAACAGAUGGAAACGGCAACAUUUCAAUGAGUUUCCUACUUUGUUUGCUUUCCAAAGUCUCAGCCAGACCAACCUGGAACAGUUUACUUAUUUUUUCCCUGAGGACCACACUGAGGGUAUCCACCAAGAGUUUGUCCCCCAGUGGCCCACACCCUCUGGCCUUACCCAGGACAGCAGCCUGAAACUCUGUCAGCGCACUCUAGCCAACUCCAGCAUAGGCAGGCUCUGUUUUGACUUUCUCGGUAAAAGACUAGACCAUGUUGUAGAUAUGUGUGUUAAGGACAUUCUGUUGAAAGAUGAUGUUAGCUGGGCAGAAGCAGGUGUGGCCCUUCUAGAAAAUGAAUGUGAAAAGAGGAUUUUGGAAGAGGGGAAAUAUAACACAAAAGAAUAUGGCAAGUCAACUGAAGACAUUCUCUUGGUAUUAAAAUGUCCCAAUUUAUGCAGUGGCAAUGGGCAGUGUAUGGAUUGGGGGUGUGCAUGUCUCCCAGGCUUCAGCUCCUAUGACUGCAGUGAUUGGUAUGACAAAGUUCCUGAAAUCACAGAGCUUGAGAAUGCUGGAUUCUGUGAUGUUCAAAAGCAUAAUUGUACGAUGGUGAGAGUUUUUGGUCAAGGCUUCAAAGAAUCACCUUCCAUUAACUGUGAAGUUACUAAACUGCAGUAUAAUAGUAGUAAAUGGGUGCUUGGAGAACCUGUCUAUACACUGGCAGUUUUUCAGAACAGCAGAACUGUUGAUUGUCAGCUGCCCAGUGAUGUCCAGCAGUCUGAUACCAUGGAUGUGAUGGAUCAGAAACCAAUUAUGAAGUGGCAAUUAAAGGUAUCUAAUGAUGGUUAUAAAUUCAGUAAUUCCAAAACAAUGAUCAUAUAUGAUGGUGCUUGUCAAGUUUGUGGUCUCUACAAAAAUAACUCAUGUACUAUAAAGGAGAAUGUUUGCAUUAUCCGUGGACUCUGCUACACUGAAGGGGAUAGAAAUCCUACCAGUCCUUGUUUGAUCUGUAGAUCCCAAAUCUCAAAAUUUACCUGGUCGUUUUUAGAAAGCAAAAACUGCCAGGAAGAUGCUGAUGAGUGUGCAUCUGGGCCUUGCUUUCCAGGAGUAGAGUGCUUCAAUACCUUUGGCUCCUAUCAUUGUGGUUCAUGUCCAAAAGGAUUUUAUGGUGAUGGGAAAACCUGUCAUGACUUGAAUUUUCAGCCACUUUCCACAGAGCAUUCACUAACUGGUGCAAGAUUUACCCCUAGUCCUCCUCCGUUCAAAAGGUUCUUGAGUACAAUGAACAUCUCCUACCUGUCACCAAAAUCAAUUACGACUCAGAUGGAUAAUUCAAAGAAGUCUGUUUCUCAACAGAUACCUGGUUAUGAACAUGUGGAUCAUAUUCUCAGUGCAGAUCUCAGUGUGGAUGAAUUGAAAGAUCCUACAAACCACAGUCAUUCUUUAAGCAUUAAUCCCAACAGUUCUCGUGGCCAAGGGAGGGAUAUUUUCUACAGCACCAUCCAAAUAGAGACAGGAGAAUAUCAUUCUCUCAUAAACAGUUCUUUGCAAGGUUACACACAAUAUGAAGAUGAGUUUGUAGCAUCAGUUACUAAAGCAGUCACUAUUUUGCCACAGAAGUUUGGAUCAACCAAAAUAUCAACUUGUGCUGAGUCGCCUUGUUUUCUUGGUGUUUCCUGUGUGCCAACCACAGGUGGCCACUUCAAGUGUGGACGCUGCCCCACUGGGUAUUAUGGAGAUGGUGUCAAUUGCAGAGCUGUUUGUAGACAUCCAUGUGGAAGGAGCAGGGAAUGUGUGGCACCAAACAUAUGCAAAUGCAGACCAGGUUAUACCGGUUCCAACUGCCAAACUGCUGUAUGUCAGCCUGCUUGUAAAAACCAUGGGAAAUGCAUGAAGCCUAACAUCUGCAAAUGUCCUCCAGGAUAUGGUGGAACAACGUGCAAUGAAGAACAUUGUAGCCCACCUUGUCAACAUGGUGGCACAUGCUUGCCUGGCAAUCUCUGUACUUGUGCUUAUGGUUUUGUGGGAUCAAGGUGUGAAACAAUGGUUUGCAAUAGGCACUGUGAAAAUGGAGGUGCAUGUCUCGCACCAGAUGUUUGUCAAUGCAAGCCUGGUUGGUAUGGACCCACCUGUAGUACAGCUUUAUGUGACCCUGUUUGCCUCAAUGGUGGCUCCUGUUAUAAACCAAACACUUGCCUCUGCCUGAAUGGAUUUUUUGGUGCACACUGUCAGAAUGCUAUCUGUCACCCUCCCUGCAAGAAUGGUGGCCACUGCAUGAGAAAUAAUGUGUGUGUCUGCUGUGAAGGAUACACUGGUAGGCGAUGCCAAAAAAGCAUCUGUGAUCCCAUGUGCAUGAAUGGAGGAAAAUGUGUGGGACCAAACAUUUGCUCCUGCUCUUCCGGUUGGAGUGGGAAAAGAUGCAAUAUACCUAUUUGCUUUCACAAAUGUAAAAACGGUGGUGAGUGCAUUGCCCCCAGCAUCUGCCACUGUCCUCCCACCUGGGAAGGAGCGCAGUGUCAAAUACCAAUUUGUAAUCAAAAAUGUCUUUAUGGAGGCAGAUGUGCAUUUCCCAACGUGUGUUCUUGCCGGACUGGAUAUUCUGGAGUCAAAUGUGAAAAGAAAGUACAGGCAGCAGUCAUCAAGUUGAGCAUUUGUUCAAUUCAGCUCAAUGAGAAUGGUGGUUGA
Molecule: messenger RNA, 4356 nt
Organism: Marmota flaviventris (yellow-bellied marmot)
Lineage: Eukaryota; Metazoa; Chordata; Mammalia; Rodentia; Sciuridae
Source: RefSeq, a predicted model, not a curated record